AUGACUAAAAAUGGAUUCUACAUAAUUAGUUUAAUUAUUCUUUUAAUACAUCCAUUAGUCAAUUUUUCUGCACGAUACUUUACUAGUCAAUCAAAAAUGAAUAGUUUAGCAAAAUUUUUCAUUUAUUUAAUUACAUUUCUUGGUUUAACAUCAUUCGAACAGCGUAUAGAUCGUUUUAGAAAUCAUACACGUAUGAUAAAUAGUAGUACAAUUUAUUACGGAUUAAAAAUGAUCUAUUCAAUGGCUGCCAGUAUAGCAAUUUACGACGAAGUGGCAAAACAACAAAAUUUUCCUACUAAGCAGAGACAACAAUCACAUAGAAAGAAUAAUAAUUGGAAACAAAUUAGAUCAGCAUCGAGUAAUUCAUUCAACACAAAAUUAACAACAUCAAAACAAAAAGAUAAUUUCAGCAUUCAAUCAGACACUAGAAGUAGUCCGAAUACUAAAUUUUUUCACUUUAGUUCAAAGGAAAAUUUAGCGGAUAGUAGUAAUCUAGACGGUACAAAUAAAAUUAAUAGCAGUAUUAGUAAACGUGGGUGUGUUCAAGAUAUAGAUUUAGUAAAAAGAAUCAAUCAUCGAGGUGCAGGUUCAACAAAAUCGUACCCGUUUGAUUCAAAAGAAGUAUCCAGUCUUUCAAAUCCAAGGACAAUAUCGACUGUCUCAGUCAUGGGAGAUAGAGAGUCACCAUUAACAACAGUAUCAGAUGUGAUAUCGAAAUCGACGAGAUCAACAACAGGUAGCGCAACGGUGUUUGACACGUCGCAAAUUUCAACAACAACUUUACCAUCGUCUAGAGAAGCGACUCUAAAUGGUUUACAUAGUAGAAAAUCGUUGUCUGACUCGGCGACGGUGUCCAAACAAAAUGUCUUACUUCCUUACAAAGAAAAAUCGAGUGCAAUGGUAUCAGCGAGAGAAAAGUCCAAUGCCGCAUUUUCACAAAGAGGAAGAACAAGUCCAAUAUUUUCAUUCCACGAAGUAACAAGUUCGAAUGUGGCUCGAGAUAACAGUGAAUUGCUUGCAUCCAACAAGAAACAGUCGAUCAGCGAAGAAUCAGAGAUAGGUAACAGUGUAGUUGAUAAUGGUGUGAUACCAAACCAGACUCAAACGUCUCAUCUACACCAACAAGAUGGAAAAGCACAACUCCAUCCGUCUCCAAAAGACAAUAGUCCUCUUUCUCAACUGGUACAUACCGAUAAUACACUCCAAAAACAAAUGGUCAUACAUCAGAAUGUUCCUGCAUCGAGAAACGCGACCAAAUGUUCAUGUUGGAAAUUUACAGAAAUUAACUCAAAACCGUAUUUGUAUUGUCUUGUUCUUUGCAAGAAAACAGAUUUAUAUCGAAAAAGUACAAAUGAUAAAAAGACAGAUAAAAUACAACAGCAAAAGCGAGCAUUGCCCUUAUCUAGUAAAACAACAGAAAAAUAA
Didymodactylos carnosus is the source of this 1425-nucleotide messenger RNA. NCBI's taxonomy places the organism in Eukaryota, Metazoa, Rotifera, Eurotatoria, Philodinida, Philodinidae. The record is from the annotation of a GenBank genome assembly.